AAUGAACAGUGUCAUCGGUGUGAAAAUAUCCAAACGACCGGUCGCUAACCGUAUCCAUCAUCUCGACGCCGUGGCAACGACGAUCGCCCCUCCCCCUCCCACCUCCGCGCGCGACCGAAGAUAAAUAAUAAUAGUAAUAAUUGGAAUCACGGUACGUCCGUGCGCCCGAUCUGGCUGCACUGCCGGAUGCCGCCCGGCGUGACGAAGCCCGUGAGCACGUCGUUCCCACAGCAACCGCCGACAGAACGCUACUCGAAGCUUGGGCUGUACGGUGUGCCGUGCUGCCCGCGACAACUGAACCUCGACUGACGCGUUACAGCUUCUUCCGUACGAGCGCAUUUCGUUCGCACGUUUUCAUCGCAGCAGUGGCCGAAGACCCGCGACACCAGAUGAAUGUGGAAGAAUGACGGAAAAAAUUCCAUGGUGAACGAUAUGACGCAAAUCACACUGUCGGUGGUUGAGGAUUGGCUGGACAGCCAUCCGGACUACUGUCAGGACUACUUUCUGCGAAAAAUUGAACUAGAUUUCAUCAAUAAAUGGCUUGUGUCCCACGGGUUCCUCAACAUAAACGAUUACAUAUCGUCGGCCACGUCCCCGUCGUCGUCAGGCAACGUGAGCCCUGCCAAUGGUUUGGUGGCUACGCCAUCCACCGGUACAAGCCCGAACAACACACCGAGCAUCCUAGUUAAUGGAGGCAACAAUUCGCUGUCCGUGUCACAGAUGUACCGGUCCAACUCGAAGAGAUGUCGGCGACACGAUUUCGCCAGAGCCAAGACACGUAGCGUGUUGCGCACACAGGAGAUUGGCAAGGACGUGCCUAUUUGUUCUAGCAGAAGAUCAUCUCUAAAGGACAUGAGAAAGUUCACAUCGUUGCCGCCGAGCCCGAUAAGCAUGCUGUCGCUGUUGAUCGAUUCCAAGGUGCGGUUGCCCAGGUGGCCGGUGCCGGCGCACAGUGCGGACGCCAAGCGGGACCUGCGGCGCACGCAGGGCGAACGCGAUUUCUUCCUGACCGCGGUCCGCGACAUCGCCACCGACUUGGACCUGAAGUCGCUGUCGCACAAGAUCGUCGACAACCUGACCGUGCUGCUGGACUGCGACGCCGGCUCGCUGUUCCUGGUGGACGGGCCGCCCAGGGGCUCCAUGCGCCGCCGCCUGGUGUCCAAGGUGUUCGAUGUGCACAGCGGCGCGCGCGGCCGGUUCCUGCUGCCGGACAACGUGCCCCGGGACGCUGGCGAUUCGGCCGCGGCCGCCGACAACGAGGUGCAGAUACCGUGGGGCGUGGGCAUACUCGGCCACGUGGCGUCCACCGGCGAGACGGUCAACCUGGACGUGGCGUGCGAGGAUCCAAGAUUUGAUGAUGAGGUAGACCGUAUAAUGGGAUACUACACGUCAUCAUUACUAUGCAUGCCGGUAAAAAAUUCCUACGAAGACAUAAUAGCGGUGGCGCAGAUCAACAAUAAAAACCCUGACAAAGAUGAUGGACACUUCACUAGUAUGGAUGAAAAGCUUUUUGAGACGUACUUGCAAUUUGUUGGCAUAGCUAUUACUAAUGCACAGAUCGUUGAGGAUUCUCGAGCAGAAUAUGAUCGUAACAGAAACUUGUUGGAGGUGGUACAUGACUUAUUUGAAGAACAAACGUCCAUAGACAAAGUUAUUAUGAAGAUAAUGCAGAGAGCUCAGAGGCUCUUGAAAUGCGAGCGAGCCGCCGUGUUGUUAGUGGACGAAUCGUGUGACAGUACCAGGUUCUCCAAACUGUUCGAUCUAAACUCACCAAAACACACAAAAAAUAGCGUAAAGAAUUCUAGACAAAAAGUGGAAGGCGAAAACGUUUCACGGUAUCUGGAAAGCCUAGCGGAAAGGGUGGCUUGUUCAGGAGAAGUUUUGAAUAUUAACGAACAUGACUGUAAUGAAGGGAUUGUGGAUUCUGGAAUCAAUUCAUUGUUAGCAAUGCCCAUCAGGAACAAAAAUGAUCAAAUAAUCGGUGUUGCCAGUAUUAUCAACAAAUUGAAUUCUUUGCCUUUCGAUGAGUACGACGAACAAUUAUUUGAGGCUUUUACAAUAUUCUGUGGACUAGGAAUACAUAAUACACUUAUGUACAGUGAGGUGGAGAAAGCAAUGGCUAGACAAAAAGUCUCCAUAGAAGUCCUAUCCUAUCAUGCGACUGCUUCCAACAAAGAAGUGGAACGUAUCUUGGGAAUGCCAGUACCAGCUGUAGAUUCAUUGAAUUUGUAUUCUUUGGCAUUUGACGAUUUUUCACUAAACGACGAUGAAAUGCUUAUGGCAGCCGUGAGCAUGUUUCUGGAACUUGGACUUGUCAAAACGUUUAACAUCGAAAAAGAAACGCUAUACCGAUUCCUCAUCACAGUGAAACGUAACUACAGAGAUGUACCUUAUCAUAACUGGAGACACGCUUUCAAUGUUGCACAAGUCAUGUUCGCUAUUAUGAUGGGAUGUGACAUGAAGAACACAUUUUCCGAUCUUGAAGUACUAGGAAUGUUUGUUGGUUGUCUGUGCCAUGAUCUUGAUCAUCGAGGAACGAACAACUCGUUUCAAGAAAAAGCUAGAUCAGCAUUAGUGUUAUUGUACGGAACUACCAAUACAAUGGAACAUCAUCAUUUCAAUCAUGCAGUGAUGAUACUGAGCAGCGAGAAUCUUAACAUAUUUUCGAGUCUAUCAGCGGAAAGUUUCUCAACAGUUAUGAAAGUUUUAAAACAUAGUAUACUGGCCACUGAUCUCUGUAUGUACUUCCAAUUAAGAAACAAGUUCUUCCGAUUAAUCGAAUCGAAAGAAUACAGUUGGGAUGAAGACUCACAGCGCUACUUACUAAUGGCAAUGUUGAUGACAUCGUCAGACUUGGCUGCAUCUACAAAACAGUGGCACGUUCAACAACGAGCCGCCAGAUUAGUGACAGAUGAGUUCAUCGAGCAAGGUGAUAAGGAGAGAUUUGAGUUAAAGAUUCAACCUCAAGCACUCAUGGAUCGAGAGAGACAACAUGAACUUCCUCAGUUACAGAUAAGAUGGAUCGCUGACAUAUGUUUACCAUUAUAUCAGUCAUUGGGUCAAAUGAAUCCAAAGCUGAACGUCAUGAAAGAAGGAGCGUUGAGCAACAUGCAACAGUGGAGUAAAUUGGUCGAUGAAAAUUACAAGAAUGCAAAUCAUGAACAAAAAUAA
Sipha flava (yellow sugarcane aphid) is the source of this 3171-nucleotide messenger RNA. RefSeq names its product dual 3',5'-cyclic-AMP and -GMP phosphodiesterase 11A-like. The transcript has 17 exons. NCBI's taxonomy places the organism in Eukaryota, Metazoa, Arthropoda, Insecta, Hemiptera, Aphididae. Bases 394 to 3171 code for a protein of 925 amino acids. Gene Ontology annotation, molecular function: 3',5'-cyclic-nucleotide phosphodiesterase activity; protein binding. The record is from RefSeq and is a predicted model, not a curated record. Gene Ontology annotation, biological process: signal transduction.